CAACAAACCAACGGCGUGCCGCAGAUAAAAAUGCCUCCGAGUCUCCUAAAGGCAUUGGAUACCACACUGGCUCUAUCAGAGCAGUUUAGUUUAAAUCUUUCCUCUCCAAAUGCCUCUGAAUCCGCAGCUUGCAAUGCAAGCUGCUCCGACCCCCAGACUUCCCCGCUACCCCUCCUCUCCGCUGCCUCUCAUACCCUCAAAGCGCAGACAACGAAGCUGUCGCUACUCGCCAUUAAUGCACCAUUCACCCCGUCCGCAAUAGUCACCGUGCUCACAGACGUAAACGACGCUGUCCUUCCCUCCCUUACCACUGCAGCAUUGCUCUCUGUUCCCGAGAAGUACACACAGACCUUCUCCACUGAGGCCAAGGCGCUCGUUAAAGACGCGUUGCGCGAAUUAACUACCUUGAUACAGGGUAUCCGGGCCAUUGCAGUUUCUCAUGACAAGCACAAAGAGUUUACCUUGAGUGGGACGGACAAAAAUGGGAUUACCGCUGCAACGGCAAGGGUUUGGGAGGUAUGCGAUCAUAUCAUCAACUUUGCGUCGGAAGGUGUGGUUGGCCUGGUGGUCCGGAAAGCAAAGGAAUAUUUGGAAUUAGUCAAGGAUGGGAUACGUGAAUUGAAGGAAUGGGACCCGGAGGAGGAUUUGGAUGGCGACGAUGGUUUUUGGGUAGAGGAUUUUGGAGAUGAAGCACAUGGUGAGGCUAACGGUGGCGUGCUCGGGAAAGGCAAAGCCGCCAAGAGUGGUGAUGAGGAGGAGGAGCAUAUGGAGGAUGAAGAUAAAGACGAAAACGACGAAAACCAGCGCGCUAAACUUGAAGACGAAAAGAAAUGUCUUCUUCGUCUGCUCACGCUUGUUUCACAGCUAUACACCGCGAUCAUAUCGUACCGUUUGAAGAAUUUGGAUGAAAAGGCUAUCUUACCGAAAUUUUCUCCAAAGCUUGAUUCGGUUGCUUCUUGCCUGCAGGAUCUGCCCAAUCUCGUGGAUGAAGCGGCCGGGUCGCUGUACGAACACAACCUCGAAUUCUCUGAUGCAUAUAGUCUUAGGUUACGGGAUCGAGCGUCCGAAGCUGUGGAUUUGCUAUGCGAGCCAUGGGUCCUUGGUGCAACGCUAGAACAGGGAGACCUAAGUCGAAGAGAAGACAAAUUUUCAAAGUGGGCAACUGUCUGGAUUAAAGUGGUCGAAGGUCUCGGAAACGACAGACUGCAACCAGAAGGAUAAAUAACUCGCGCGUCAAUGGUUGGUUCUCUGCUACGAAGAGGAGCACAGAUUUGCCAGUUGGCAACAGUUAUGCAUCCGAAACGAACACUGGGUUAAGAAUGUGGAAUUGGCUACGAGUU
Molecule: messenger RNA, 1340 nt
Organism: Coccidioides posadasii C735 delta SOWgp
Lineage: Eukaryota; Fungi; Ascomycota; Eurotiomycetes; Onygenales; Onygenaceae
Biological process (GO): regulation of cell cycle
Cellular component (GO): nucleus
Source: RefSeq, a predicted model, not a curated record